Juglans microcarpa x Juglans regia is the source of this 923-nucleotide messenger RNA. Its product is annotated as thioredoxin M-type, chloroplastic-like. Gene Ontology annotation, molecular function: protein-disulfide reductase activity; oxidoreductase activity, acting on a sulfur group of donors, disulfide as acceptor. The record is from RefSeq and is a predicted model, not a curated record. Bases 184 to 735 code for a protein of 183 amino acids. Gene Ontology annotation, cellular component: cytoplasm. NCBI's taxonomy places the organism in Eukaryota, Viridiplantae, Streptophyta, Magnoliopsida, Fagales, Juglandaceae. The transcript has 2 exons.
UUUUCGAGUGGUACAAAUUGAGAGUUUCCGUACAUAAAUGUCAUCCACAUGAAUUUGAGCACUCUUUACGACCAUAGAAUCUUGUAAUAAUAUCCACUUACAAAAAAGUCGGAGAGCCCUUGAAAAUCUUGUAGUCGUACCGUUCACAAAACCAAAAAAAUAUUGUAAUUGUAGGGGGAAAAAAUGGCUCUGGAGAACUGUUUUCAAGUGAGCACAGUUUGCACCACAAGAACUGCUGCUCUACAAUGUUAUCAUCCAUUUUAUUCAAAAGAAAAACUUCAUUUGCCGAUAUGUAGCGGAUUGAAGAAGUCCAUUCUUACAUCCUCUUUAUCAUCUUCAUCUUAUCCUCAUUCCCUCAAAAGCAGACCCCGAAAAUCAAGCAUUGUCUGCAAAGCUCGGGAAGCUCUGGAUGAAGUUCAAGUGGUGACAGAUUCAAGCUGGAAUAACCUUGUAAUUGCGAGUGAAAACCCAGUUCUGGUGGAGUUUUGGGCACCAUGGUGUGGACCAUGCAAGAUGAUUGCACCUGUAAUUGAUGAACUAGCAAAAGAAUAUGCAGGAAAGAUCCUAUGCUGCAAGCUCAACACCGAUGACAGCCCGAACAUCGCCACUAAGUAUGGAAUCAGAAGCAUUCCAACUGUGCUGUUCUUCAAGAAUGGAGAGAAGAAAGAGAGUGUGAUUGGUGCAGUGCCAAAGUCCACCUUAUCUACUACCAUAGAGAAAUAUAUAGAGGCCUGAAAACAGAAAUGAAAAAACAAGCAUUUCCUUUUGGAGAAAGGGCACUAAUGUUAUGUUAAAUGUUAUCAUUGUACUCAUAAUAUCUCCUUCAUUUUGUACAUGCUAUUACUCUAUAAACCACCCUGCAUUCGACAAUGCAUAUUCAGUCUCUCUCAGGAACUCCUAAAUAUCAAGUAUCUUUUACAUGA